Messenger RNA from Python bivittatus (Burmese python), 1308 nucleotides. NCBI's taxonomy places the organism in Eukaryota, Metazoa, Chordata, Lepidosauria, Squamata, Pythonidae. The record is from RefSeq and is a predicted model, not a curated record.
AUGGACCCCCUUCUCCUGCUGCUCCUGCUGCUCCCCCGGCAGGCAGAGCCGGCCCCCGCUGCUCCCCUCAGCAAGGAGCUCUUCCCCAUGCCCGCCAGCGUCUUGCGAGCGCUCUCCAGCCGGGGCACGUUGGUGCUGGAAGCUGCCAUGAAGGCCGCCCUGCUCUCCCUGGAGGAGGCCCUGUCGGAACAUAGCCGGCGUCUGCGAGAGUGCAAGGAAUGCGGACUCUGCCUCCUUGGCGACUGUGGGAAUCGGAGUAGGCUUUGCACCCGGCUCGAAAACGAUCUGGACUCUCUGAACACAGUGGCGGAUCAGCCUGUUCCAGAAUCGUGCGGGCACCGUGGGGUCCCUGCCCCUAACGCAACGCUGGUGAAGGGGAAGAUCGUGGGAGGCAACCGGGCCAAGCCUGGCGCCUGGCCGUGGCUGGCAUCGGUGCUGCUCAACAGAGAGCUGAUGUGCAGCGGGGUGCUGGUGGGGGGUGCUUGGAUCCUCACAGCUGCCCACUGCUUUGCCGGAAGCCGAAAUGAGCUGGCCUGGUCUGUGGUCCUGGGUGACUAUGAUCUAACCCAGCGGGAUGAAGGCGAACAAGUGGUCCCGGUCAGCCGCAUCCUGCCACACCCCAAGUUUGACCCGAAGACCUUUCACGGGGAUGUGGCUUUGCUAGAACUGAGCACUCCCGUGCGCCCCUCGGCCUGGGUGACCCCCGUGUGCCUCCCAGAGCAGGCCACGGAGCUGAGCCAGGGGAUCCUCUGCUAUAUCGUUGGCUGGGGCUCACUCUAUGAAGACGGACCGCCUGCUGAGGUGGUCAUGGAAGCCCGGGUGCCUAUAUUGGCACAAGAUCUCUGCCGUGGCGCUCUAGGGAGCCAGCUUGUCAGCAGUGCCAUGUUCUGCGCUGGGUACCUCUCUGGAGGCAUCGACUCUUGUCAGGGGGACUCUGGGGGGCCCCUGACCUGCUGGGAUCCUCUGCUGGAGCGCUACGUCCUGCACGGAAUCACCUCCUGGGGCGCCGGCUGCGGGGAGCGCGGGAAACCGGGGGUGUACACCCGCAUCGCUGCCUUUGCCGGCUGGAUCCGAGAGCAGAUGGAGCGAUCGCCCUCCAGCCGGGAGCCCAGCUGCUCAGAGUGGCUGGCUGCUGCCCAGGCGCCGGGAGAGAAGCAGCUGGCAGAACUUCGUCGCUUGUGUGCCUUCUAUGCGCAGCCCUGUUCCCGGUCGCCCAGCCCAGCAGCCUGCGUCCAGGGCGCCGAGGAGAAGUGCAAGGGGAGGAGGCAGCAAUGCGGUGAGUGCAGUGGCCUCCGAGGAAGCUCGUAA